Hibiscus syriacus is the source of this 657-nucleotide messenger RNA. RefSeq names its product E3 ubiquitin-protein ligase RGLG2-like. Lineage: Eukaryota; Viridiplantae; Streptophyta; Magnoliopsida; Malvales; Malvaceae. The coding region runs from base 193 to 657 and encodes 154 amino acids. The transcript has 3 exons. The record is from RefSeq and is a predicted model, not a curated record.
GUUUCUGGAAAUGAUGCCAUUAUUUUAAUCUUAAUAAUAACACAUUAUCAACUGAGUUUAAACCUGUUAUUCGGUUUAAAAUUAUGUAUAAUAUCUGCGAAAAUACCUUAUUAUUUACAGUCAACUUGUGUUCUUUGCCAUUCAUAUUUGCAUACAUUGAAUCGUGCAGAAUAUAUGUGAACUAUAGAGCUGAUGGGUGGCAUAACAACGAAACGAUUGACCACAGCACAGUCCUCUUCUGUGGCGUCUAAUUCAUAUUCACGGGAUCAUAAUAGAUAUGCACAGCCAUCGUAUGCUUCCUCCGGCCGGGACUAUGUUUCGGAGCGGUAUUAUGCCCCUCCGCCUCCAAGCUAUGGUGGUCAUACUCAUACCCCUGAGUCGAAGAGGAGACUGGAGAGAAAAUAUUCGAAGAUAGAUGAUAACGACAAUAGCUUGGAGCAGCUUGUUGUACUCUUCUUUUUUCCUAAUGUCACCGAUGACCUGGCCCUUGCUGGCUUGGAGUCUUCUAAUCUUAUUGUUGGUAUCGAUUUCACGACGAGCAACGAGUGGACAGGAUCAACACUCUCUCGAUGUGUGACUAGAAGUGUCGAUACAGAGCGUGGCCGACUAAGCCCACAAGAAACGAAAACAGUCAAAGCGAUUGUUGUUGGGAAAUAA